AUGCAAACCGACUCCAAUACAAGAUGUGUAAAUGAUAUUGCAAGUUCAAAUUGUAGAUUUGAAUCAUCAUCUAUGCUUGCAAGAGUAAAGUUUCUGAAAUCACGAGACCCAGGCUAUGAUUAUUCAGCGCCUUCCUCACCCGGCAAGUACGACUUCAACUACGCUGUCAAGGACGACUACUCUAACAACAACUACGGUCACCAGGAGGAUCGCAAUGGCUAUGGUGCCCAGGGUUCCUACUACGUCCUCCUUCCCGACGGUCGUCUGCAGAAGGUCACCUACUCCGUCAACGGCGACUCUGGCUUCGUGGCCGAGGUCAGCUACGAGGGAGAGGCCCAUUACGCGGCUCCACAGCCUUCCUACAAGCCGACCCCUUCAUACGCUUAAACGAUUUCUUCGGCAGGGAAUCGUCCAACAAGCCCUCUCCUUACGAAAUGCACGACAGACCGCAGUAUUAUUUAUUGCUUGUAUAACUUUUGUAAAUAAGUAUAUUUAAAAAUAUAUGUAAUGCUCAUAA
Molecule: messenger RNA, 517 nt
Organism: Penaeus vannamei (Pacific white shrimp)
Lineage: Eukaryota; Metazoa; Arthropoda; Malacostraca; Decapoda; Penaeidae
Source: RefSeq, a predicted model, not a curated record